CACUGAGGGAACUAAAUAGCUAAGUGCUGGGCAAAGUUCCAAUAGUUCGAUUCAGGGAAUAGUCACUUUUGAACGAGUAACAAAACAGAACAGGCUUUCAAGACGCCGACAUAUUCAAGCAUAAAACAAAUUAAAUUAAUAUUUAAUUAAAUAAAUAACAAAAAUGGUUUACAUCCAUUUCCCCUCGAAUUUAACCGAAGAGGAGCACAUGCUCCAAGCUAAAUAUCAAAAACUAAAGAAGAAGAAAAAAGCCCUGCAGCAAAUGAAAGCACCCAAACAGGAGCCGGAGAAACCAACCCUAAAACGUCCCACAGACGCUCGUGAUGCCCGUGAAGUUGCCCGCAAGCUUAUCAAGAGCGGUGCUAUCCCAGCUAUACAAAAACAACAAACCAAACAAGAUCAGACAUCAUUUAAACGUCCCAAGGGGCAGGAACGUAAACGUCCCGUACCCGAGUCAUCGGUGGCCGCCUAUCAACCGUUUUCUUCGACACAAAACGAUGUGGCCCAGGAGACAAUUAUCAGUGAAAUUAUCAAAGAAGAGCCGCGUAUGCAAAAUCUCUAUCAACAUUUUGCCUCUGAACGUGAUCGCGAGGAACGUGGACUGGGUGAUAAAAAUAACCCAUUGGAUUCACAGGGCGAUAAACCGCGGGCCGGCAAUACAAUUUUUGUUUCCGGCAAUAAGGUGACGGAGGAGUUCCUGAAGAAAACAUUCAAUGAUUAUGGUACCAUUGUCAAUGUGUCCAUGGAAAUUGAAAAGAGUCGCGGUUUUGUCACCUUUGCCAAACCGGAGUCCGCAGACCGUGCCAUAGCCGAAAUGCAUGGCAAAAAUGUCAAUGGCAUCAAUCUGCAGGUGCAACUGGCUAGACGUCAGCCACAAAUUGAGCCCAUAAAUGAUGCUUCUUCAUCGGCCGUUUGGUCAUCAAUUGCUGCCAGUAAAUCACAAAAAGGUAGCCACAAAGAUCGCCGUGAAAUGGUCCAGUAUGAUGUAGAUUUUUUAAGUUAAGCAAGUACACAACAGAAUAUCUUCGAAAUAAGUCUAGUUAUAUAAUUAGAUGUAAGUACAUUUUGCUUUAUUAUUUUCUUCUUAAAAUUAUAACCUGCUAAGUCUUCAAAUGAA
This is a messenger RNA of Musca domestica (house fly), 1117 nucleotides long. It is a transcript of the gene Nelf-E, whose product is annotated as negative elongation factor E. Gene Ontology annotation, molecular function: RNA binding. Gene Ontology annotation, cellular component: NELF complex. The record is from RefSeq and is a predicted model, not a curated record. Lineage: Eukaryota; Metazoa; Arthropoda; Insecta; Diptera; Muscidae. Gene Ontology annotation, biological process: negative regulation of transcription elongation by RNA polymerase II. Bases 164 to 1003 code for a protein of 279 amino acids. The transcript is spliced from 4 exons.